AUGAUAUACCUAAAGGAGAGAUCUAGUGCUCUCAUAUAAUAUGUUACUUAAGAUCAUGCUGCUAUUGCUAAAGAAUCUCUAAAUGAUAUCAUGUUUUAUGGACAAUCUAUUAAAGUAAUAUUAAAAAAAUAUAUUAUUAUUCUUAGAUUUUUUUUUCAGACUAUGAAGUAAUUUCACUUAAAACAUAACUAACUAAACCUGGAGAAUUCACUUAAGAUAUCAAAACACAAGAAGAGUAUUUUUAAGGAGGUGAAGAAACACAUAGAAUCAAACCUGAUAGUACAUAUACUUUAGCUCCUCCUUUUGAUAAUAUUUAAAUAUCAAAUUUGACAAAAAAUUCAUGUCAAGUUUCUGUCUUAUAACAAUAUCUUUAAGAUUAUGGAUAAAUUAGAUAAUCCAAAUUAGUCACGAAUGCUACGAAGUAUAUGGCUAUUCUCAAUAAAUUUAAAUAAAUUUCUCAAAACAAAAACUCAUAUGAUAAUUUAUGUGUUAUUAAUAUGAUAUAAAAAAAAAUAAUACUCAAAUUAGCUAUUAAACAUAACCCACCAAGUUUAUUUGUUAUCUAUCGUUACAAUUUGAAAGAUAAAAAACUUAGAAGGUCACUCAAUUUGAUUAUUUUAGAUAUCGAAUUGAACUUAAUUCCUUAGUCUAUUUACCAACUCCAGAUUUAAUCACAGAGCAACUCUAUAUUGAACAUGAUGAUUAUUUAAAUGAUAAUAAUGUUGAGUAUGAUUAAGUCUUAAAAAUGGUUUAAAUGUUAUAUGAGCAUUAACAAUAAAAAAGUGGAACAAGAAGAUCAGUAAUCAAAAACCUUGAUCAAGUUGAUUCCUAUAUGGAGAGUGAUUAAGAUGAAUUAAAUAAGAGUAUAAUGAUGGAACAAGAUGAUAAUUGGUAAACUCCUCCUAAUAGAAGAACAGGUAUUUUGAUAUCAAUUCAAUUCAAGAAACUAUUUAUCCAAAAGACAAUACUAAAUUUAAUUAAAUUCAUUCCAGUGAAAGCAUGAAUUUGAGUCUAAGUGGAAUGCAGAAUUUUAUGUAAGGUUAAUCAAAAAAACCCAAUAAUCUUACAUAUUUACCUAUCAAUAAUUUUGAUGAGUAAAUAAACAAAAAUAGAAGAUUUGUAGAGGAUUAAAUUCAAUAAAACUAAUAAAGUUAUUUUUAGAAUAAAUUCAUUGAGUUACCAUAGCCUUUACUAAACAGAAAUAAUUAAAGAGUCAAUAAUUAUUAUUGA
Paramecium primaurelia is the source of this 1230-nucleotide messenger RNA. NCBI's taxonomy places the organism in Eukaryota, Ciliophora, Oligohymenophorea, Peniculida, Parameciidae. The record is from the annotation of a GenBank genome assembly.